Molecule: messenger RNA, 1251 nt
Organism: Rubroshorea leprosula
Lineage: Eukaryota; Viridiplantae; Streptophyta; Magnoliopsida; Malvales; Dipterocarpaceae
Source: the annotation of a GenBank genome assembly
CGGGAGGCAGAAAGAGAGGAAGAAAGGAAAAGAAAGAGAGGAAGAAGAGGAAAUGAGGAAACGGAAGAGAAGUGGUGAUAUAUAUAAGACAUAUACGGACUGAAAUCGGUCCGUAUAAUCCUCAAUGGCGUGCGACACCAAAAAAUUUCAAUUUUUUUGGAAAAAUUUCAAUUUUUCCGGGAAAAAUUUUGGCGCAUUAAUGAUAUUCAGACCGAAAUCGGUCUGAAUAUAAAUAAAUUACCGCAGAAUCAAUAAGAUUCAAAUCAACGGUAAAAAUUUGGCGCAUAAAUUAAUUACGGAUCGAUUUCGGUCCGAAUAUAUUUGUAAAAAAUCUUCCAGCACACAUUUUUGUUCUUUUCAUUUAAGGACAUGACCAUUUCUCGUGAUCUAAAUCCAUUGGAAUAUACGGACCGAUCCCGGUCUGCAUAUAUGCAAACAAUCGAGAAGCUUCCAUGCUUUUCAUUUUUCAGACCGAUUUUGGUCCGAAUAUAGUAGAAAAAAUCCAGAAACUUCUUCCAGUGCACAUUUUUAUUCUUUUCAUUUAAGGACAUUACCAUUUUCUCGUGUUCUAAAUCCAUUCUUGCGAAAACCAAUUGCAUGUUCGGCAAGGAGGAGAUCUUCCUCCUCAGGAUCAUAAAAGCAACACAAUUUUAAUCACCCACAGCUGUUUACUGAUAGUAGCAUAGCUCCAAAUAUACAGCAAACGAUUGAUCCAUUAAUGAAUCAACAUUUUGCACCUGAUCAUGAGAACGAGGGCCCUUCAUCCUCGACGGGGAAAAAAGGACGGAGCAGGAAUUUCAAAGGAAUACGCCCUCCAGAAAAUAGAGAGAGCAAGAAAUGGGUUAAACUCAUUGAUGAUAAGCUCCAGUUUGCUGAUCCAAACAUCCCUCGGGCUAUCACUUCACUGUGGAAGUCACGUUUUGAUGGCCCCUAUUUCACAUAUGAGCGUGUCCCCCAAAGCAAGAUUGUUGAAAUUUAUAAUUGUUUCAAGACACUUUACCAGGAUGAGAAGUUGAAAUGGGACAAGAACUCAGCCUAUGUCCCAUGUUGGAUCCCAGCUCAUAUAUGGCCUCAGCUGCUAACAUAUUGGGACUCUGAUGAAUAUAAGAGGCUCAGUGCAAGGGGAGCAAAGAAUAGGAGCUCUGGGGAAAGGGUGACUCACACCACUGGGUCCGUUAGCUUUGGCAUCCAUGAGAUGCGGAUGGUAAUCAAGCUUAAUUAAUAAAAAUUUAAUAUAUUAGAUUUUAUUUA